Messenger RNA from Harpegnathos saltator (Jerdon's jumping ant), 3081 nucleotides. RefSeq names its product histidine decarboxylase (gene Hdc). NCBI's taxonomy places the organism in Eukaryota, Metazoa, Arthropoda, Insecta, Hymenoptera, Formicidae. Gene Ontology annotation, cellular component: cytoplasm. Gene Ontology annotation, biological process: histamine biosynthetic process; L-histidine catabolic process. The transcript has 16 exons. The coding region runs from base 186 to 2381 and encodes 731 amino acids. The record is from RefSeq and is a predicted model, not a curated record. Gene Ontology annotation, molecular function: pyridoxal phosphate binding; histidine decarboxylase activity.
CAUUCCGCCGAUUCGCUUCCGCCGCGGAUAUUUCCUGCUGGACAACGAAAAAGGAAAACGAGUGUGACCAUCCGGCAGGAGAGACCACGGCAGUAUUUCUCGUCUCGUGUGACUUCAAGUCAUCAUAUCCUCAACUUAAUCCCUUACGAUCUGAGCGAUCGACGUGGGACUUCCUACCAGGUAGGAUGAAUUUGGAGGAAUAUCGCAAACAUGGCAAAGAAAUGGUGGAUUACAUCGCCGAUUACCUGGGCAACAUCCGUUCUCGGCGCGUGUACCCGGCGGUCUCGCCGGGGUACCUGAGGAACGUCCUACCGGCGUCGGCACCGGUGGACGGCGAGCCUUGGGAGGAUAUAUUCGCCGACAUCGAGAGAUGCAUCAUGCCGGGUGUGACGCAUUGGCAGAGCCCGCACAUGCACGCCUAUUUCCCGGCUCUGAAUUCACCCGCCAGUCUGCUGGGCGACAUGCUGGCCGACGCCAUAAACUGUCUGGGCUUCACGUGGGCUUCCAGUCCCGCGUGCACCGAAUUGGAGACGAUCGUUAUGAAUUGGCUCGGCAAGAUGAUCGGUCUGCCCGAGGAUUUCUUGCACCGACCGGGCGGCUCCGGCGGCGGUGGCGUUAUUCAAACAACAGCGUCGGAAGCCACGCUGGUGUGUUUGCUCGCGGCCAGGACCAGGGCGAUCAGGGAUGUGCAAGAAAACGAUCCGGAGCGCAUGGCGACCGAGAUCAACUCGCGGCUCGUCGCCUAUUGCUCAGAUCAGGCACAUUCAAGCGUGGAGAAGGCUGGACUCAUAGGACUGGUUCGAAUGCGAUACAUCGAGUCCGACGACGAUUUAAGCAUGAGGGGCGAGGCUUUACUCGAGGCAUUGACUCGCGAUCGAGCAGAGGGCCUUCUUCCCUUCUUCGUGUGUGCAACGCUAGGCACCACUGGUGCGUGUUCCUUCGAUAAUCUCAAAGAAAUCGCACCGAUAUGUCAAAAGAACGGUUUAUGGCUGCACAUCGACGCGGCGUACGCAGGCAGUGCGUUCGUAUGCCCCGAAUUUCGCGGUUGGCUUCAAGGAGUGGAGCUCGCGGACUCCAUCGCCUUCAAUCCCAGCAAGUGGCUCAUGGUCCAUUUCGAUUGCACAGCUAUGUGGGUGAAAAAUAGCCAAGCGCUGCACAGGACCUUUAAUGUAGAUCCGCUGUACUUGAAGCAUGAAAAUUCAGGUCUCGCGAUCGAUUAUAUGCAUUGGCAAAUCCCGCUGUCUAAGAGAUUCAGGGCGCUGAAACUGUGGUUCGUCAUCAGAAAUUACGGAAUUACUGGUUUGCAAAAGCAUAUCCGUGAGGGCGUGAGACUAGCGCAAAAAUUCGAAGCUCUGGUCUUGGCCGACGCACGCUUCGAAAUCCCCGCAGCUCGGCACCUCGGCAUGGUAGUUUUCCGUCUUCGAGGCGAGAAUACUUUAACGGAGCGCUUGCUAAAGAAGCUUAAUUCACGGGGUCGGCUUCAUUGCGUGCCAGCCGCUUUGCAUGGAAAAUACGUCAUUAGAUUCACGGUUACUUCUACGAACACGACGAACGAGGACAUACUGAGGGAUUGGGCGGAGAUACGAAAUAUCGCGAGUGAGAUGUUGGGUGAUAGUUCCGGAUCACCUGUACGGCCAAGAGUUCCCCUUGCAGAUACGCGACAGAAGAACGAAAAUUUCGGAUCGAGCUUGCUACUGGCAAAUUCGCCGAUGUCGCCGAAAAUCGUGAACGGCAGUUUCGCCGCUAUUUACGACGCGGCCGAGGUGUUCGAGGAGUGCAUGAAAACUUUUGGGAAAAUUCAUCUCGAGGCGAGAGACAGCCCGGCCAUGCGUCGUCGCAUUCGCGGUAUACUAAUGUCGGGCAAGCAAUUCUCUUUGGACUCUCGUAUGGAUCUCGUUCAGGGAUACGUUUGUAGCCGUCCACUGUCGGACCCCCCUUCCGAGUUACCGUUAAUGAAGGAGGAUGAAGAUUACGCCGGGACGUAUGAGUCAACGUCCGACAUUGAUAAAACGGAUGAUUUCGAUAACGACGAGUCGUUUGCUCAUGAGAAUCUGGAGGAGUCUGACAACUCCGAAGCUAUCAAGAGGAAGCCAUCCAUUUCGAAGACUGGCGCUACUAGUUACUCAGUGGUGAACGGAUCGAUCGUCAAUGUGGACGUCAAUGCGGAAAACAACAGCGACAACGCGAUAGCCAUCGCUGCUGCCGACAUAGGCAUCCCCAGAAGCGAAACUAUAGCCGCUAUUGGCCAUCGGCCUUAUACGGGCGAUCUGGAUUUCAUUCGGAUUUCCAAGGAGAAUUCGAUGAAAUGCAGGGAGAAGGAAGGGCAGGACGACAAUGGGGAAUUUUGUCGAAAGUGCGGUCACUACUCUAAACGUCAGUAAUAAUGAGCACCGCGUGUACGCUCCUCAUACAUUGACCGUACUCGAUGGAUCGUCACUUUCACACUCGUGAGAAUCCGAUGAUCCGAAAUAAUAGUUUUCGCGAUUAGACGUUGGUUCGCAUAUUAACCGCGAAUUAUAAAAUAAAUGCGUAUGCUUCGUUACGUUGCCUCGCCCUGGACGAUUCCUUCGAGAGAGGUCGCGGAUAAUGAGGAAUCGUAGGGAACAGAGUAACUUUCUCUCGCAGGAAUCUUUCAGUCGACCUCAAGGAACGUCUACGACAAUGCUUCUCUCAAUCAUUCUCGAUUGACGAUUGAAUGUUCUUAAGCAAACGAAGAAGUUGACGAAAAGAUCUCACAUGCAAGUAGAUGCAUAUAGUUUUAUUAUGUUGGUGAUGUUAAUUUUAUUUUAUCGUGUAUAAUUGAACUUUUUAUUCCUAAAGUUACUACGCAUAUAGUUAUAGAAAUUAGAACGUUGACUUUUAGCGCGAAUAUAUAUAUAUAUAUAUAUAAAAAGAAAAUAUGUAAGGAGCGAUGCCUGAGAAAGUAAUUGAUACGUUCAUAAGUGAUUGUUUCGUUUUCAACGUUCUCGCACGAUCUCCGUUAUUCGUUGGAAACAUGUAGUGGUCGCCAUGACGGAGGCGUAGAAUGCAACAUUUGCAGCAAACGUAUAAAAUCGAAUAAAUGCACAACAUGACAAAAUA